Messenger RNA from Corythoichthys intestinalis (scribbled pipefish), 12393 nucleotides. It is a transcript of the gene gna12a, whose product is annotated as guanine nucleotide binding protein (G protein) alpha 12a. Gene Ontology annotation, cellular component: heterotrimeric G-protein complex; brush border membrane. The record is from RefSeq and is a predicted model, not a curated record. The transcript has 6 exons. The coding region runs from base 417 to 1574 and encodes 385 amino acids. Lineage: Eukaryota; Metazoa; Chordata; Actinopteri; Syngnathiformes; Syngnathidae. Gene Ontology annotation, molecular function: guanyl nucleotide binding; G-protein beta/gamma-subunit complex binding; D5 dopamine receptor binding. Gene Ontology annotation, biological process: Rho protein signal transduction; adenylate cyclase-modulating G protein-coupled receptor signaling pathway.
ACAGGGAACCCUCUCUCCACCUCCGUCUGGGCAUGUCCACCGCGGAUGGGCCGUCCCACCAUUGCUCCUUUCCUCCCAAGUUAUUAUCCACCGCUGGCCGGCUACUGGGCUGCGUUCGGAAAGUUUGAAAGCGCUCUCGCCGAGUUGUUGGAUUUUAGAACGUUCUUUUUACACAGCCGCCCUUGUUUUGUUUUUUAAAUUCCAGGUAGAUAUAGAGUGCUUUUGACUCAACACUUUAUGGACAUAUAAACUUUUCGUGUAUCGCCAUUUCCAUUUUAAUUUUCAUGGCGUGCUCCGACCAAGGUUCGUCCUGUCUAUGGGUCCGCGACCAGACGUUUCCCGCUCGCUCUGACUGUUGAAAUCAUUUCCCAAAGUAAAGGACUGUUGAAAUUAAAUGUAGGCCUAACAAGGAAAGUAUGUCGGGAGUGGUUCGCACCCUGAGCCGCUGCCUGCUGCCGGCCGACGCAGGCCGAGACGCUGGCGGCAGCAAGGAGAACCGCCGGGGCAGGGACGCCGCGCAGGAGAGGGAGGCUCGUCGGAGGAGCCGAGAGAUUGACGCCAUGCUAGCCCGAGAGAGGAGAGCCGUGAGGCGGCUGGUGAAGAUCCUGCUGCUCGGGGCCGGAGAGAGCGGAAAGUCGACUUUUCUUAAGCAGAUGCGCAUCAUUAACGGGCAGGAAUUUGACAAGAAAGCCCUUCUGGACUUCAGGGACACUAUUUAUGAAAAUAUACUGAAGGGCAUGCGCGUGCUGGUGGAUGCCCGUGACAAGCUUGGCAUCAGCUGGCAGAGCUGCGAGAAUGAGAAGCAAGGCAUGCUGGUGAUGUCGUGGGAGGGACGGGCAGGCGCCGUGGGUGUUGAGCCCAGUGAGUUCCAGCUGUACGUGAUGGCACUGAGCGCGCUGUGGUCCGAUGCCAGUAUCCAGCAGGCUUACGCAAGGCGCUCCGAGUUCCAGCUGAGUGAGUCGGUCAAAUACUUCCUGGAUAACCUGGAGCGCAUUGGUCAGCUGAGCUACAGCCCAAGCAGGCAGGACAUUCUGUUCGCCAGGAAGGCCACCAAGGGCAUUGUUGAGCACGACUUUGUCAUCAAGAAGAUCCCUUUCAAAAUGGUAGACGUGGGCGGGCAGCGUUCGCAAAGGCAGAAGUGGUUCCAGUGCUUCGAUGGAAUCACCUCUAUCCUCUUCAUGGUGUCGUCGUCCGAGUACGACCAGGUCUUAAUGGAAGAUCGGCGCACCAACCGCCUGGUGGAGAGCAUGAACAUCUUUGAGACCAUUGUCAACAACAAGCUCUUCCUCAACGUCUCUAUCAUCCUCUUCCUCAACAAGACCGACCUGCUGGUGGACAAGAUCCGGACCGCCGACAUCCGCAAGAACUUCCCUGAGUUUAGGGGGAACCCGCGCAGGCUGGAGGACGUGCAGGCGUUUCUAGUGCAGUCGUUCAGCCGUAAAAGGAGAAACCGAGGCAAGCCGCUGUUCCACCACUUCACCACUGCUGUGGACACAGAAAACAUCCGCUUUGUCUUUCACGCAGUCAAGGACACCAUCCUGCAGGAGAACCUCAAGGACAUCAUGCUGCAGUAACAAUUUAAACACUCUUGUAUCGUUUAAAAAAAAAAAAGUCUGUGGAAGCCCAACGGGGCCUGGCUGUAUUAAUACUGACCUGUGGAGCAUUUUAGUGGACCCACUACGUGGUUCUAACACAACCUGUGGAGCAGUGACCCAACCUACAGUAUAUGAUACAUGCUAAUGUGUGUCAAUUUGCAUUGGAGUCACAUUUAGUAUUAGGAUUUGAUCAACACAAAGUGUUUGCUUUUAUAGAUGUCUAAAAGACAAAUGACAACAGUCACUAAAUCAAAUCCAGGGUUGGAGUGAGAGGGAGGGGGUCCGCGUGACCAAAGGUUUGGAGCAAUUUUGGUCAUAUGCCGUGUUAUGUGAUGAGCUUGCACAAGUCCUCCUGCCAAUGAACUUGAAAUCGGGAAGGCAAAAAUCAUAAUGAUGAUUUGACAUCCAUUUGUCUUCUCUCCUAAGUUCACAUCAACAGACAGCUGCGGGUAACUUAACAUUUACAGCAAGCCACUUGAGCUCUUACUCAAUAUCCUUGAUAUGAAGCUUAAGAUUUAUGUGCUAGUAUACAUGUUGUCUCACUAGCACAUCAAUUUAGGGCAUUAGAAGAGUGGCUUUGUCCUGCUGGUAACCAUUUUACCUAUUAGUUUGACCUUAAAAUACAGCCAUUUUUGGUACAUUAAGGUUGAUAUAUCGUCACCUUAAAAUAAUUGUCCAAGUCAUUUUUGUUAGUAAAUAUCAACAUUUCAAGAAAUGAUGCCGUUUUUUUUGGGGUUUGUUUUUUUUUGGUGGGGCAUAGGCGAUUGUUUUAAAUUGACUUGUUUCCUAUAAUCUAUUACCGCUAAAUGAUAUCCUAACUCAUUCAUUGCCAUUGAUGCUGAUGGACAUCCAACCCAUUUGAGGGGGGAGGGCCAACUGCUCCUAGUAGGCAUGUGCGGGUAUGAGAUUCUGACGGUGUGAUAACCUUAAGCAAAAAUAUCACGGUUUCACGGUAUCACGGUAUUGGAAUUACAGCUCUAAAAUGUGUUACCGUAUUUUUCGGACUAUAAGUCGAAGUUUUUUUCAUAGUUUGGCUGGGGGUGCGACUUACACUCCGGAGCGACUUAUGUGUGAGAUUAUUGACACAUUAUUAUAUCAUUCCACAUGUUGUUUUGGUGUUUUGGAGUGACACUGGUGGUUUGGUAAACUUGUUAGCAUGUUCUUUAUGGUAUAGUUAUCUGAAUAAGUCUUAAUAGCUAUGUUACGUUAACAUACCGGCCACGUUCGCAUUUCGUUGUUCAUGCAUCAUGUAACAUUAUCAUACUGUGCACUUAUUCAGCAUGCUGUUCUCUAUUGUAUUUUCAUUUUAAAUUGCCUUUCAAGAUGACAUAUCUGUUCUAUGUGUUGGAUUUUAUCAAGUACAUUUCACCCGAAAAUGCGACUUAUACUCCAGUGCGACUUAUAUAUGAUUUUUUUCCUCUUCGUUGGGCCUUUUAUGGCUGGUGCGACUUAUACUCAUGUGCGACUUAUAGUCCGAAAAAUACGGUACUUUGAGAUAUUGGGGUUAAAAAAAAUACUUUUUUCCAUAGAGCAGGAUUUUAAUUUUUCAAACAUAUUAGGAAAUUGGAACAUAAGUAUAAUGAUAAGUUAAGAUAAUGAAAUAUUCUGAAUAAAAUUAAAAUAAAUGCAGUCCUUUAGGUGAGCAUAAACCCACAGCCACAGCUCAACAUUAUUACCAUUCGAACAAAAAUAAAUGAAUUAUUUUUCCAUAAAAAGCACAUGUAUGACUCGUAUCAUGUUUACAUUAUACACACACACUCUUUCUCAACACAGACAGUUGCCAGAGACAAAAAAGCCAACGCUAGACACACUAAAUUCGCUGGAGGAAACGUUCAUUAUCGUGUUUACUAACCUUUAAUUUUGAAAGAAUGCAAAAUCAUAUUGGAGGAAUUGCCUCCUCAGCAGACACCCUCCACAGACAUAUUUUAAAUGUCUGUUGGCCCUCCUCCUCUAAGUCGCAGCCGUCUGUUACUUUUCUGUAGCCGAAGUUUUCCCAUACCAGCGAUUUCGUUUUUUUCGAUGGGGUAAAAAGUUUAGGAGUUUCACCUCCUCCAGCCAUCGUGGAGUACAGCUGACUCACUGUCACUUUGCAACAACUGGUGGUGGAGGGUGUAGCCUUGCUUCUGCAAGCGAGACAUUUCUGCCUGCAUUUCGGGACAUAAAAAAUAGCUAAUACCGUAAGGACGGUAUGACAGAAUUGUUUGCGGUCUUGAAACCGUGACGUUUUAAUACCACGGUAAACCUUGAAAACUGUUACCGGCACAUGUCUUGCUCCUUGUUAAAUUGAAUUGGGUGAAUUGGGAAUUGCCCUCAUUGGCAUAGAAACAUGAUCAUUCACUGCCAGCAAUCCCAGUUAAAAUGGAUUGGAUUUAAUGGCAAUGAAUGAGUUAAAUCUUUUAAAAUACUCCUUAGGUCUGAAGUGUAACAUUUAUCCUAGUAAUAGGGUCCGAAAGUGCACAUGGCUGACGCGCUUGAAUAUUAAAAGCGUUUAAUAUUUUGAACAAAGUGACAGAAAUUAAAACGACCUGGUAACCAAUGUUGUUUUUGUAGAGAACAAGAUUUCAAUAUUUUUGGGGGGGAAAAAAAUACUAGUGAGGACAAAGAGCAUACUAGACUUUGGAUAGAAACUAGGGAUAUCACAUAAACAACAUUUCUACUAAGUGGUACAAUUUGGUUCCAUUCACUAUGUUAAGGUCUACUAGUCUAAUCAUCAGUUACCAGUUGGCCUAUCGACAAACAAUAAGGCAGCUGCAGUAGUUUUACUUGUAAAAUUACUCCAGUUGACCUCGAAACGCGCUUACCAAAUUUAACUGUGCUGCUUGGCAAAAACGAACACAAAUUAAAAAUUGGGAAAAAAUGUGUUUAGACACUUCAUUUUAAAAAAAAAAAAAAUCAAUUUUGUGGCAGGGCAUGCAAACAAUAUUUUGGAGAGGAAUGUGAUUGGAGAUUUACUAAUGAUUACCAUGCACUUGUUGCUUCUACCAGCUUGAAAACAUUUUAAAAUUCAGCAUCCUUUUACAAUGUGUAGUUCAGAACAUUUUAUUGUGUGUAAGUCCCAAUAACUCCUCUUUUUGUUUACCUGUCAAGUAUUAGCUUCUUUUCAGCCGUUAUAAAAAAAUUUUGGGUGGGAGCCAACAAAAAUUGUUGAAAACAUUACUGUACAUAUUAAGUUGUGUUUUUAAUCUGUCUGCAUUUUCCAAACUGCAAGAAAAGGCGCAAAAACAAUGUACCACUGUGAUUAUUGGUUGUUAUUUUUAUGUGUGUGGUAUGCUGGCCAUCUGGAGUACACCGCACACUCAAAUAGUACAAAGAACACAACUAUUGAUUUUUUCACCUCAUUAUAUGUAGUGUCCGUUAAAAAAUCUAAAUAUAUGUACCCCAUUUUAGUGGAGAUGUUAAUUAGUCCUUAUUCAACCCAACUGAAUAUUAAAGUGGCACUAAAGUUUUAUUUUUGUUAUUACAUUAUUCUUUUUUUAUAACGUUGAAUGCCCCGUUUACCAAUUUAGGUUGAAAACGCCCAGAAUGUCAUUUUUCAAGCUACUUUAGUUGGUCCUUUAUAGGCAUGUGCUGGUAUGAGAUUCUGACUGUAUGAUAACCUAAAGCCAAAAUAUCACGGUUUCACGGUAUUGCAAUUACAGCUCUAAAAUGUUUUACCUUGAGAUAUCUGGAUUUAGAAAGAAAAAAAAAACUUUUUUUUCCAUUGAACGGGCUUUUUAUUUUUCAAAACCUAUUAGCAAAUUGUAACAUAACUGUAAUGUUAAGUUAAAAUACAUUUUAAAAAAAACAACAACAAAAAACUAAAUAUUCAAAAUUAAAAUAAAUGCAGUCCUUUAGGUGUGCCUAAACCAACAGCCACAGCUCAACAUUAUUACCAUCAGAACAAAAAUAAUUGAAAUCUUUUCCAUCAAAAGCAAGUGUGUAAGAGUCAUAUGAUGUUUACAUGAUACACACACUCUCUUUCUCAAAACAGACAGUUGUCAGAGAGGAGAAAAAAAAAACAUGUUUUACCACUGCUAGACACACUAAACACGCUGGAGUUACGGGAACUCUUGUAGCUGGUGGGAAACGUCCAUGACAGUGUUUACUCACCUUUCAUUUUGUAGAAAUGCAAAAUCAUAUUGGAGGUAUUGCCUCCUCGGCAGCCACCCUGCGCAAACAUAUUUUACAUGUCGGUCGGCCCUCCUCCUCUAACCCGCGGCCGUCUGGAACUUUCCUGUAGCUGAAAUAUUCCCAUAGCAGCGAUUUCGUUUUCUUUGAUUGGGGGGGGGGGGGGUAAAGAGUUUCACCUCCUCCAGCCAUCGUGUAGCAAAGCUGUCUCACCAACACUGAGCAAAAACAAAUGGGGGAGGGUUGAGCCUUGCAGCUACAAGCAAGGGAUUUCUCCCUGCAUAUUUGGGACAUAAAAAAUAGCUAAUACCAUAAGGAUACUGUGACGGAAAAUUUUUGCGAUUUUGAAGCCUUGACGGUUUCACACCACGGUAUACCUUGCAACCGGUAAUCGGCACAUGUCUAGUCCUUUAAUGGCUUUUCUACAGAUGAGCAGUUUCACAUUAAUAUGCAGCUGGCUGGAUCUAAUUUGAAUGCAGUGGUGUCUCUACAUACAGAGUUAAUUCAUUCCAGGACCUUGUUUGUAAGUCGAAAUGGUCGUAUGUCGAGCAGGAUUUUCCCAUAAGAAUACAUUAUAAUUCCAUCAAUUCGUUCCACAGCUCAAAAACCAACACUAAAUCCUUAAUCGAUACUGCUGGUUCUAUUACAAAUGGCAAUUACACAUAGAAAAAGAAGUAAAUUAUGAAUAAAAUUGGAAUAAUAAUAUAAUAAUAAUAAUGUAACGAAUCAGGUUCUAAUGUGGCUGGGAUUUUUUUGCUGACGUGACAGAGAGAGGGAGCAGUGCGGUUGAGAGUUUACUUUGAAUUUUAAUGUUUUGUUGAGAACACCGUCAACUGCGGUGGACAUUAGGUGUUUUGUGUUGGACAAGUUCUGAAAUAAAUGAUAAAAACCUGAUAAAGCUGGCGAUUUCUUUGGCGAUGUUACCACAAUAAUAGUCACCUCAACUUAUAAAGACUGGCGAACGGUGGUCGGAGGAGGACUGUGGAGAUCGUAUAUAUUCUGCGACUGUAUUGUUGAGCCAGUUCAUGGAUGCGCGCCCCACGCUCAUAUUUUUCCAUCAUUUGCAUUUUCAUUUCAAUGGUAAGCGUCACCUUUUUACUUGUUUCACCACCUGUACUAACCUUUUUGAAACCUGUGUUGAUGUCUCUCAUAAGAAAAUCUGCCGUGGGUCCGUCUGCAGUGCUGUCAUGCCAUCGUAUUUCGAGCAUGUCAUCUGAUGUCGAAACAAAUGGCUAGUCAAAUUUUACGUCGGAUGUCGAAAAGGUCGUGUGUCGAAGUGAUCGUAUGUCGAGGUACCACUGUAUUUAAUAUUUAAAUUUCAGCACUUUGCUCUGAUUGACUGUCAAUUAAGUGGGUGUGUGGGUGACUUUGACACAUUGCAGAGAGGCAGCUUUAAAUUGUUCUUCAACUAACCAAGCUUCGCUAUUUCACAAUUACACAAAAAUAAAACAUUCACUUAACACUCCCGCUUCAGUGGGGUUCUGGGCACGCUAUAUGCAGAGAGACGUAUUUCAGUCAGGAGGCAAGAUUUCACUUGGAUUUCCUAGGUCCAGAAUGCUGAGAUAAUCCUUAUUUUUAAGAAAACGUUCACUCAGUUCACGCCAACGCACCUACACGGUGCGUCGAGGUUGGAGGUCAUAUCCAGAGGCGACGCGCAGGAGAUCAAUAACCAGGCAAGAAAGCCAAUUUUUGCCAGCGCGCAAGCUGAGAAAAGUGCCUAUUGGCCGAAGUGGAGUUGAGGUUGGAGGCUGCGGGAAAAAAAAGUGACAAAGACAGGAACUGGCCAUUUUACAAAGGUAUUGUACCAAACCACAGCACACAUGUAUAGAUUUAAAUGAUGCAUUAUGUAUUUAAUGUAUGCUUGAUCCGGCUCAGUUUAAACCAGGAAUAGGCGACAAGCUUGCUGCUUUUAUAGGGCAUGGAGGUAGAACAAAGAGGCCAGGUACUUGAAUGAUAAGGCGCGGUGUAAUGUCACACCAUAACCGAAUUCAAAACAUACUGUUUGCAGAACAAUUUCAAUCGCGAUUCGAUUCGAUGAAAAUAUCUUUACAGAUAUAUAUACUUCAACCAGGCAUCUUAUGCAUAAAAAUACAGUGGUACCUCGACACACGAUCACUUCGACACGCGAUCUUUUCGACAUUCGACGUAAAAUUUGACUCGCCAUAUAUUUCUACAUCCGAUGACAUGCUCAAAAUACGAUGAUUUAUGACAGCCGUAGUUUCUUUGUUUUCCCACAAGACGGAUCCACGGCGGAUUUCUUGUGAGAGAAAUCAACAUGGGUUCCAACAAUGUUAGGGAUAAAAUGUGGCUUACCGUUGAAAUGAAGAUGGAAAUGAUAGAAAAAUAUGAGCUUGGUGGGCGCUUCCGUGAACUGGCUUGACAAUACACCCAUAGAAUGUGUACAAUCUCGACAGUUCUCCUCCGAUCUCCGUUCGCCAGUCUUUAUAAGUUAACAAUUAUUAUUAUUGUAACAUCGCCAAAAAAUUGCCAGCUCCGUCAGGUUUUUAAUCAUUUAUUUCAGAACUUGUGCAACACAACAUGCUUACUGUCCGCCGCAGCUGAACAAAGUGAAAGUAAAGCCCCUGUCUCACUCUGUCGAGUCAGCCACGCGGUACGUUCAGGCACACCAAGCAAAGCACUUCCGCCAGAUUACAACCCGAUUCGUUACAUUACUAUUGGUAUUGUAAUUAUUAUUAUUAAGGGAGUGCCAAAAAAUCGAUUAUUAGAGGCAUCGCGAUUCGACACGUGACGAUUCGAUUACGAUUUAUAAAUGUUGAAAAACGAUGAUUUUCCCUAAUAACUUUAUGACAGCUGCUAGUAGCGAAACGAAAUUCAAGACACGUUUUCAGCCCGGACACAUUUAACGGACGCACGCACAACGUUAUGAUGGAUGCUGCCGGUUACUGAGCGAGAGAUUUACUCCUUUUCAAAAGACUGGAAAAUAAAUUUGUGUAUGAGACCUGGUGGUCGCGCUUCUAUGCGCAAGUUAUUUUUUUUUGAGCGAGAAGGAAAGAGAGAUAGUUCGUUGCUCCUUGUCUUUCAGUUGUCCAGCAGUAGGUUCAAGUCGUGUUAAUUGGAAAAAGUCCCGAGUGUUUUGCUAAGUCCCGUGUUCGUCUAUCAAAGGUGAGUACACAAACCCUCUUGUACUGUUUAGCCUUUAUUGUUGUUGUUUUUGAGAUGUUACUAGUUUGCGCCGAGCGCUAUGUUCAUUAGCGACUUCGCUAACAUGUAUUUCCGUGCCAAGUUGUGCGUUGUUUGGUGGUGUACAUAAGUUACUCCAGAUGCAGAAGAUGUAAAACCAUGAUUAAGUACAGCGGUAACACUACAAACAUGCGUAACAGUACAGAAAUCUGUGAAAACAAAUUAUACUGGUUAAAAGAAGUCUUUUUCUAAAGACACUUUGUUUGUUUCCAGAAAAUGUGGAAUUAUUUCCACCAGUGUAAAUUUUAUUGUACUGUUGAGAGAAAUAAGUACUGGCUUUGAAACAGCUAAUGUUUUUGCACCUUCUUGUGAAAAAGAAUAUCGCAAGGUCAGCUGUGUGUUGUAUGGGCAUGUUGAGAAAUAAGUACUGCUUUUAAAAUGGUUCAUGUUUUUGCACUUUCUUGUUAAAAAAAAAAAAGCAGUUCACGAGCAGCUUUUUGUUGAAUCAUUAGGAUAUUUUACACAAAUAAUGGACAUACAUUUGUUUGGCUACUUUUUAAAUUAGUAAUGUACGAUGCAUCGAUAAUUGCGAUAACUGUGAUCAUCGCCAGUACCGUAUCAUCGUUCAAUAAUCGAAUCGUAGCACCCUGAAUCGUAAUCGAAUCAAAUCGUGGGGUGCCUAAGAUAGCACACCCCUAAUUAUUUUUACUAUUAUUAUAUUAUUAUUCCGAUUUUUAUUCAUAAUUUAUUUGUUUUGUUCUGUGAAAUCGCUUUUUGCAAUUGUACCAGCAGUAUUUAUUAAGGAUUUAGUGUAGGUUUUCGGGCUGUGGAACGAAUUAAUGGAUUUAUAAUAUAUUCUAAUGGGAAAAUCCUGCUCGACAAACGACAAUUUCGACUUACGAAAAAGGUCCUGGAACAAACUAACUUCUUAUGUAGAGGUACCACUGUAUUUGAAAACGACUUUAGUGCCGCUAACAAAAUAAUGUCACAAGGAUAGUAGGAGUGCAAGUCAGUCGUUUUCCCAAUGCCAAUGAAUAUAAUGUAUCAUAAUAUGACGUUAUUAUUUGACUUGAUGCUACAUAAGCAGGAUAGUAUUUCAUGCUUUUUGUAAGGGCUCUGAUAAAAAGGUUCCCCACACUCUGCUUCAAAGGGUAAACGAGCACCUCCUCAUGUUGUUAUUAAUAACAUAUAAUACCGUUUUACAACUGUAAUUUAUGAUCGCUUUGAAUUGAACUGAUGACCUUUUGUUCCUGCUCAUAUUUCCUGUAUAUAGACGUGGCGUGUUAAAGCGUCGUGUGUAUGUGUGCUUCUGUGGAAAAACGUAUUACCCUGUAACAGCAGCACUGUACAACUAACCCACUUGAAACACCUUUUUUGAGGGAAAAAAAAAAUGUAAAUAAAAGUUGUCAUGGCACUGGAUGCGUGCUGAGAGACAACAGUGACUGACAAAAUCUGGAGUGCGGCAAAGAAGAAGACAAGAUGGAGGCUUGCAAAAGUCUUCGUCUCUCCCUUGUUUGACCUUCUACUUUUGUUUUUUCGUUUUUCUUUCUUGGUGCCUAAUUGGCUCUAUGUUUUGUGGUGAAAUACACUGCUGUUUGCUUAAACGCUGUUUCCAUCUGUGUUUGUUUCUGUUUGCAUGUGGUUAAGCAAGAGGUCACCACCCUCAUGAUUGUGACUUGAGCAUCGAAGAAUGAUAGCACAGUUCUGAGUCGAAACGGUGCCUUUAAAACUUGGCAGAGUUUGACUAAAAAGCACACUCAAAUCUUUUGUUUACUUGGCAGAUAAGUGACCUUCCACUAAGGAUCAUUAAUCCAUCUUUGGCUCAGUCAGCACCAAAUUGUACACUGUUCUAAGAUACCCAAUUCUUGCAUUUAAUUUUUUUCUAAAAGACUCAAGCUUUGUUCACUGACAAGAUAAUAAAAUGUGUAAAUUAUGAAAUAUAAUGUAUGUAAAUAGAAAUGUAAAUAGCCUAUUCAAUAUUUAGCACAUUAUUUACUAUACUAUCAACAACAACAAAAACAAGAAAACAUGAAAUGGAUCUGUAGUGAAAUAUUUUUAUGCAUUAUUUACUGGAGAAAAAAAAAAUAAAAUACAAUAAAUUAAAAUAUUUUCAUGCUGCAUUCACUGAAAAAAAUGUUUUGGGGGAUUUUUUUUAACAUAUAUUUUGCAGCCAUAUGUUUUUUUGUUUUUGUUUGUUUUUUGUUUGUUUUUUUGCGCAAACUAAUCCUAUUGUUUUUUUAACUGCACUUAUUAUUUUUGUGCUGUUGUUAAUUUAAAUCUAGUAAAAAUCUACCAUAAUUUUCAGACUAUAAGGCGCACCUGACUAUAAACCACCACCCACCAGAUUUGAAACGAAAAAGGCAUUUGUUCUUAGAUAAGCCGCACUGGACUAUGAACUGCAGCAUAUGGGAUAUUUACACCAAAAGAUAUUAACCGGUAACAUUUUGUUUGACAGCAGUGUUAUAAGGCUGUCAUAAUUAUGACACUGUCACAUGACACUGUAAUGAGCAUUAAUGAAUGCUCAUGACAGAUGUCAUUUAGUGUCAUCCGGAAAAUCAUCUCAUUUUUCUAUGGCUGUAUAAGAUCCGAGCUGGACAUAAAUCAACUAAGUGACAAAUUUGACGGAUGAUUCUUAGGCUAGGUUCAUACUGCAGGUCUUAAUACACAAUUCCAAUUUUUAGUCAUAUCUGUUUAUUUGGCGUGCCCGUUCAGACUGCCUCUGUCCAUUGAGCAUGUUCAAGUGCACACUGACUCGCAGUCCGACAUACGCUGAGCAAACUGACCCGCAUGCGCAGAAGCAUCAAAACAUCAAAAGAAAUUACUACACAUACUAGCUCUGCAUCAUUUUAGGGUGAUCAUAUUUUCAUUUCCAAAAAGAGGACACAGAUAACAAACAUGAAUAUUCCCUGUUUAGUCUUAUAUUCAGUUUAUACUGAUUGAUAAAAUGCAUGCAUCGGAUGUGUGUGCGUUGUCCAUGCACGCACCCACAUAAGAACAGUUUGCCCCAACUCUAGGCCAUGUAAGCAAUAUUGAAAUACAGUACUGGUCAUAUAGCACACCGAAAGAAAACCGAGCAUUCUCAGGCCUGCCCCCCACCCUUUUAUUUAUUUAUUUAUUUAUUUUUUUUUUUAUGAAUGUUGUUGUCUCUUCCCAAAAAUCCGAAUUCAGGCUAGGCGCCAACGCUAAUGUACAGCUCCAUCGUUGCCGUCCUCCGUGCCUCUCGCUCUUUGCUGACGUUAAUUGCUGCAUAAAUUCAGAUUUAGGAGAUUUGACAGUUCAGACCGCAGCCACAAUCUGGAAUAAUGUGGCCCAGAUCGGAUUUGAAAUGGUCCACCUCUAUGCGACUUGUCAUGUUCAGACCGUCAAGUUCAUGCCUCACUUGAGUCGGAAAAACACGAAAAAAUCGUAUUUGUGCAUUAAGAGCUGCGGUAUAAACCUAGCCUUAGUAACAUUUGCCAUAAGCAUUCAUUAAUGCCCAUGACAGUGUCAUGUCAUAAUUAUGAGUCUUAUGACGCAACUGUCAAAGUCUCACAUAUGAACCCAAAUAAAU